GAAAGUAGUCAAUAGAUCUGCAGCAGAAAUCUAUUCAGCAACAAAGUCAAAGAUGAACACAGCAACAGCUGUAAUGACUGUCAUCCUGCUCCUGUGUGCUCUUGCUGCACAGGGCAUUCCAAUCCCAGGUACUCAAGGACGGUGUCAGUGCCCUGAGAACCCCAGCUCCAACUUUAUCGCUCCGAGAACCAUGAAGAAUUUGCAAUACAUUCCCAAGGGAUCACAUUGUGAGAGACCAGAGAUAAUCAUCACCAAGAAAAAUGGGCAGAAAUUUUGUGUGAGCCCUGAUGCCAAGUGGGUGAAGAUGAUCAUUGGAUCCAAGAAAGGUUCCAGACCACAUAACUAAGAAUUGAGGCUGCAAUGGGAUUCACUUGAUUGCCCGCCCAGGGAAUUUGCUGUACAGUGAACACUGAAAUGAAGGAAGCUCCCUGUCGGGCAUUCACUUUCUGAUAUCACCAUUCGAUAUGUUGUUUCAGCAGUUCCCCUGCACUGAUUCUCUGAAACCUACUUCAGUGUUUAACCCUCUUACACUGUAGUUGUUUACACAGAGCCUAAGCAAUCAGGUUGCUUUUGCGAAAAUUUGUGCCAUGCUGGAGGUUUUCUUUUCAUGUAAUAUUGCAUGGGAUGUAAUAUGUAUAGUUAUUAUGAAUAUGAUCUGGCACUGUUACCAGAUACUAUACAACUGAAAGCAAUUUGUUAACUUUCUGCAUAAGUAUUGGAAAAUAAUUCCGAUCAUCAAAAGAUUCAGGUAGAUGAGGAAAUAAUAACAGACUUGUGAACUUAGGGAUGAAUCAAACUAAAGCAGAUCUGUUGGUUUUGAAAUGCUUUUGUUAUUAAGAUAAUUGGUAGAUUUUUUUCAAUAAUUUGAUUUAUUGACUGUUAGUAAGUUAUUUCAUGAAAUUUGUGAAUCACUGCCAAAGCCAGCACUUAUCCCCCAUUCCUUUAUGAAUGUGCUGGUAAGCUACUUUGUAGAACUGUUGCAGUCCUUGUGGCUCUAAAGAUAGGAAAGAUCUGAUGGCAAAAUGGAUGAUGGUGCAAGGCAAAAUAGACAACAAUUGGGCAAGUAAAGGGGCAAAAACUGUGUUUUGAAGAGGUGCAAAUGGGAAAAUGCAGAGCAGAGAACAAAUCGCUACAGUCCAACCAGAUGGUGGAGGGGCAGGGAUUGUGAUUGGAAACUGUUUACAAUAGUAUUGGUUCUGGAGAGUGUAAAGUGGCCUGUCAAAAAUUGAGGUAAUGUUUCUUGAGUCAAUACUGACCUGUAUUGGAACAAUGCAGGAGAAUAUGGUCAUAGUGUUUAGAGUGGUAAUAUAGAAAUACUGUCGUGUGACAACAGAGAUAGCAAAAAUUGCAGAUGCUGGAGUCAGGGAUAACAAGGUGAUGAGCUAGAGGAACACAGCAGGCCAGGCAGCAUCAGAGGAGCAGGAAAACUGACAUUUUGGGUCAGGACACUUCUUCAGAAAGACCCUUCUGAAGAAGGGUCCUGACCCAUAACGUCAACUUUCCUGCUUCUCUGAUACUGCCUGGCCUGCUGUGUCCUUCCAGCUCCAUACUGUGUUAUCUCUGUCAUGUGACAUUGCUUCGAACUAAGUUAUAAUCCAAAUUUAAGCCAAUGGUUCUUUUGCUGCUGAAAGUCUGCAUGUCCUACAUGAUAUAUUGAUGGCAAACUAUAGCUAAAGACUUUGAAUUGUUGACUAAACAUACGUUAUUUCCAGUUUCAAUGAAACCUUUCAUGUCAAAAUUCAAGAUCAAUUGAUUGACAUUAACAUUGCCACGACUUUACUGUAGUGUUUAUCAAUCGCUGAACAUUUCAAGUAAACCUUGGGACUUUGUUGAUAUACCUCAGGAUCUAUCCAAAGCUGAAGUCUGUGGAAAGAAAGUGUCUGUAGAAAUGAUGCGCAUGUGAAAUACUUACAUUUUGGGAGAUAUUGCUGCUUAUCAUGUAAUGUUAACAGCAAGUAAUGAUAUUUCAUUACUUCAUCGCUGUGAAGGGUCCUUUUUGUACUGAGAGACUGUCAUCCUGGAAUUAUGUUGACUGCAAGUUUCGGAGGGAAAGUUGUGUUUUGAAUGUGAGUGUCACUCAGAGAAAUUGCUAUAUGUAUCUGAAUUAUAUGUUUGUGAAUUGUCUGAGGUUUUUGUAACGUUAUCCUUAAGUGUAUUUAAAUGACUAAAAUAAACAAGAUUUCAUGAAAAA
This is a messenger RNA of Rhincodon typus (whale shark), 2191 nucleotides long. Its product is annotated as interleukin-8-like. Gene Ontology annotation, biological process: chemokine-mediated signaling pathway; neutrophil chemotaxis; cellular response to lipopolysaccharide. Gene Ontology annotation, molecular function: CXCR chemokine receptor binding; chemokine activity. The record is from RefSeq and is a predicted model, not a curated record. Gene Ontology annotation, cellular component: extracellular region. Bases 53 to 346 code for a protein of 97 amino acids. NCBI's taxonomy places the organism in Eukaryota, Metazoa, Chordata, Chondrichthyes, Orectolobiformes, Rhincodontidae. The transcript has 4 exons.